UUUGGCUAUAUCUCACGGCUUGCUCAAGAAAGUAGAGUGACUCGGACAUAAAGGGAUAAUUGUGACUCUCAACACAGAGGAAUAGAUAUCGAAAAUGGCAAAAAUGGCUGCGAAAUUUUACGACCUCUCGUCCAAACUGUUAACGGGAGAAACGUUUAAUUUCUCCUCCCUGCAGGGCAAAGUUGUCCUCAUCGAGAACGUUGCGUCUCUCUGAGGUACGACCACCAGGGAUUACACCCAGAUGAACGAGCUCCACGACCGGUACGCCGGCAAGGGGCUCGUGAUCCUGGGAGUGCCCUGUAACCAGUUCGGCCAUCAGGAGAACUGCAAGAACGAGGAAAUCCUCGUGUCUCUGAAGUAUGUCCGUCCUGGAAAUGGCUUUGAGCCAAAGUUUCAGCUCCUGGAGAAAGCGGAUGUGAACGGGAAAGACGCCCACGCCCUGUUUGUGUUCCUGAGGGGAAAGCUGCCAUUCCCCAGCGAUGAGCCAUCCGCCCUGAUCAACGACCCCAAGCUGAUCCUCUGGAGCCCGGUCAGCAGGACCGACGUGGCCUGGAACUUUGAGAAGUUCCUCAUCGGGCCGGAUGGAGUGCCGUUCAAGCGCUACAGCAGGAAGUUCCUCACCAGCGACAUCGAGGGGGACAUCAAGAAGCUCCUCAGCCAGGCAACCUAAACCGCUCGUCCUCCUCAGUGUUGUUCACCCACUUGUAGCAGCUUUUCUGCACCACGUGUGUAACCAUGAGCUCAUCACCUUUGGUGCUCAUUGCUUCCCCCCCCCAAAGCUUCUGUAGAUGGUGUGCAACACUUGUCCAGACCAGCUGUGCUCUCCUACAUACGAUGGCUGUGUUCUGCUCUUUUACAAUAUGAAGACAUCCUCUGAAACCUAGUUGUGAGGGGGGUAUCUGAUGCAGCGUAAAAGCCUGAAUGUUGUCAGCUGCCUUGUGUGUAUACAAAGCACAGCUGUGUUUUGAUUUGUCAUGAGGACCAAUAAAUGUAUUUGUUCAUCCA
Messenger RNA from Anarrhichthys ocellatus (wolf-eel), 1005 nucleotides. RefSeq names its product glutathione peroxidase 1b (gene gpx1b). The record is from RefSeq and is a predicted model, not a curated record. NCBI's taxonomy places the organism in Eukaryota, Metazoa, Chordata, Actinopteri, Perciformes, Anarhichadidae. The transcript has 2 exons. Gene Ontology annotation, biological process: response to selenium ion; glutathione metabolic process; hydrogen peroxide catabolic process. Gene Ontology annotation, molecular function: glutathione peroxidase activity. Gene Ontology annotation, cellular component: cytosol; mitochondrion.